Messenger RNA from Pediculus humanus corporis (human body louse), 1410 nucleotides. RefSeq names its product scavenger receptor class B member, putative. The record is from RefSeq and is a predicted model, not a curated record. Gene Ontology annotation, cellular component: membrane; cytoplasm. The transcript is spliced from 6 exons. NCBI's taxonomy places the organism in Eukaryota, Metazoa, Arthropoda, Insecta, Psocodea, Pediculidae. Gene Ontology annotation, molecular function: scavenger receptor activity. The coding region runs from base 1 to 1410 and encodes 469 amino acids.
AUGUUACCGGGACUUCCUCCCUACGAUUGGUGGAAAGAUCCACCAGAUGAAGUUUUGCUCAAGGUCUACGUUUUCAACGUGACAAAUUCAAACGAAUAUUCCGAAGGAAGGGAUGAUUAUUUAAGGGUUGAAGAAAUCGGUCCGUUCGUUUUUAGGGAAAAACUCAAACACACGAACGUGACGUUUAAUAAUAAUGAUACUAUGACGUAUACGGCUCACAGAUCCGCGAUAUUCCUUCCGGAACUUUCUGGAAAUCUUAGUCUCGAUGUAAAAUUAAUAGUGCCUAAUUUACCUCUACUGGGAGGAGCGUCUUUUUUAUCAAAAUAUUCAUUUCUCACAAAAUUAGGUUUUAAUUUAAUUUUAAGAAGACUGAAUACGAAUCCUUUUAUCGAAAUAAAUGCAAAUGAUUACAUGUGGAAUUGGACGGAUCCACUCGUGGAUGUUGCCAAAAAUUUAAUGCCACAUUUAGUACCGGUAUCAAACGUCGGAAUACUCGAUACGAUUUAUAGUAAUUUCGUGGAUGAUGUUACGGUUUACAUAGGACCCGGAAACGAUAGGAAAUUUUUUAAAAUAGAUAAAUAUCAUGGUUCUAAUCGUUUGGGUUAUUGGCCGGAUGAACGUUGCGAUAGUCCGGUUAAUUCUUCCGAGGGAAUCGCAUAUCAUCAAUUUGUUAAUAGAAACGAUACUAUUAAAUAUUUAAGAAAGACUAUAUGUAGAGUAGCAUCACUUUAUUAUAAAAAAGACGUCGUUCAAGAAUCUAUGACUGCUUAUAGAUUCGAUCUUCCAAAAGAUAUUUUUCACAGGCCAAAUAAUUCAAAAGAUGAUUGUUUUACUCUACCCGGUGAUGACCCUUUACCCUCGGGUGUUGCCGAUAUAAGUCCUUGUUAUUAUAAUUUUCCAUUCGGUAUAAGUUUGCCACAUUUUUACGGUGCGACAGAUGAUCUCAUGAAAUAUUUAAAAGUUAAGGGUAUGAAGGCUGAUGAAAAAAAACACGGAAGUUACGUCAUCAUCGAACCGACGACUGGAAUCCCGAUGGAAAGCCGUGCUAGAAGUCAAUGUAAUCUUAUUGUUAAAUCAAUGUCCGGUUAUCCAGAUUUUUUACAAAAAUUUAGCCAUACAAUAAUACCGAUGUUUUGGCUCGAAUACGUAAGUUCGGAAAAUUCUAUUAAAAAAAUUUUCUUUCUUUUUAUUUUCAAGGGUCAAGUCGGUCUUCCGUGGUAUUUGAGUAGUUUGAUGUAUGCAAUUGUCAUUGUUUUACCUUCUACACAAUCCUACGUCUCUUUCGUAGUUUUAAUUUUGGGUUUUGGAUUUUUAUACUACGGUUAUUCUCAUCAUUUUUUAUACCUUUAUAGAAAUUUAGUUUUUAAAUAUCACGAAUUUAAAAAAUCUUAUUUUGGUUAUUUUAAAUAA